AUGGUUAAUAUCAUUGAAGGUCUUCCAGAAUCGCCAAUGGAUGGUACGAUUCACGCAACAAUAUACACUAUGUGCACUGAGAGAGAUCCAUUCGACUAUUCGAAAGACCUUUACGAGAGAUACCAAGGCGUUUAUAACGAUUACUUGAGUUGUAGAGUUUUACCAGCUAUCCAACAGAAGCAGGAUGAUGUAUCUAUGUUGCAAGAAUUUGCUAAGAGGUGGGCUAAUCACAAGGUUAUGGUGAGUAAACUCUGUCGAUUUUUUGAUUAUCUCGAACGUUAUUACAUUCCGAGGAGGCAACUUCCUUCAUUGAAAGAUAUUGGUUUUAGUUGCUUUCGUGAAAUUGUGUAUGAGAAGAUGAAAGUGAGAGUUAGAGAUGCUGUUAUUGUGAUGAUUAAUCGAGAACGAGAAGGGAAUGAAAUUGAUAGGGCUUUGGUCAAGAGUGUCCUAGAGGUGUUUGUUGAAAUUGGGAAUGAGAAUGGUAAAGAUAAUUUGGAUUAUCAUGUUAAUGAUUUCAAAACUGCGUUUUUAAGUGACUCGGCGAGUAGUAUGCUUGGGAAGCUUCUAAUGGGAUUAAGGCUGUAG
This is a messenger RNA of Papaver somniferum (opium poppy), 585 nucleotides long. RefSeq names its product cullin-1-like. Gene Ontology annotation, biological process: ubiquitin-dependent protein catabolic process; protein ubiquitination. The coding region runs from base 1 to 585 and encodes 194 amino acids. The record is from RefSeq and is a predicted model, not a curated record. NCBI's taxonomy places the organism in Eukaryota, Viridiplantae, Streptophyta, Magnoliopsida, Ranunculales, Papaveraceae. Gene Ontology annotation, molecular function: ubiquitin protein ligase binding. Gene Ontology annotation, cellular component: cullin-RING ubiquitin ligase complex. The transcript has a single exon.